Molecule: messenger RNA, 1848 nt
Organism: Castor canadensis (American beaver)
Lineage: Eukaryota; Metazoa; Chordata; Mammalia; Rodentia; Castoridae
Gene: Ssc4d
Product: scavenger receptor cysteine rich family member with 4 domains
Biological process (GO): zymogen activation
Cellular component (GO): plasma membrane
Molecular function (GO): serine-type endopeptidase activity
Source: RefSeq, a predicted model, not a curated record
AUGGGACCAUCAGAAAGGCCAUCCACUGGUUGGAUGCCCAAGGAAGCAGAGAUGCCAGUUGGUGCCCAGCCAGAUGAGAGGAGCAGGAGGUGGAGGCCUGGAGACCGGGUUGCUGCCCCUUCUCCCCUCCCCCAGGCCCUGUCUGUCCUUUUCCUCCUGCCACUGGCCAGCGCCCUCCAGGCCACUUCACUGCCUUUUCCAGAGCUGAGGCUGGUGGGGGGCCCCACCCGCUGCCGGGGGCGCCUGGAAGUCCUGCACAGUGGUUCUUGGGGCAGUGUCUGUGAUGACGACUGGGAUGUGGUGGAUGCCAACGUGGUGUGUCGCCAGCUGGGCUGCGGCCUGGCACUGCCCGUGCCACGGCCACUCGCCUUUGGCCAGGGCCGAGGCCCCAUCCUGCUGGACAACGUGGAGUGCCUUGGGCAGGAGGCUGCGCUGAGCGAGUGUGGCAGCCGGGGCUGGGGCAUUCACAAUUGCUUUCACUACGAGGAUGUAGCUGUCCUGUGCAACGAAUUCUUACCCACACAGCUAUCUACAAGGAAGGUGUUAACCAGCAGAGCCUCCCCUACAACUCCUCAGAAUGGGAAAGGUGAGAGCAGCGUGCGCCUGGUAGGGGGCGCGGGUCCCUGUCAGGGCCGAGUGGAAAUCUUGCACGGCGGCCUGUGGGGCACUGUGUGCGACGAUGACUGGGGGCUGCCGGACGCCGCCGUGGUCUGCCGCCAACUGGGAUGUGGGGCGGCCUUGGCCGCCACCACCAAUGCUUUCUUCGGCUAUGGCACUGGACACAUUCUGCUGGACAACGUGCACUGCGAAGGUGGCGAGCCCCGCCUAGCGGCCUGCCUGAGCCUGGGCUGGGGCGUGCAUAACUGCGGCCACCACGAGGACGCCGGCGCGCUCUGCGCAGUCCCGGGCCCCCCAACUCUCACGGCACUGCCACCUUCGGCCACAAGAGAAGAUUGGACCUGGCACACACAGCCAGCAGCUACCGGAGUUGGUGCGCAGCCUUUUGGGGAGACAGCACUGUUCACCACAGCCUCCUGGGCCGCAGGGAAGAAAAGCGGGCGGCUGCGGCUGGUGGGCGGCCCGAGCCCGUGCCGCGGCCGCGUGGAGGUGCUGUACGCCGGGGGCUGGGGCACCGUGUGCGACGAUGACUGGGACUUCGCGGACGCGCGCGUGGCCUGCCGCGAGGCUGGCUGCGGACCCGCGCUGGGCGCCACGGGCCUCGGUCACUUCGGCUACGGCCGCGGUCCUGUGCUGCUGGACAACGUGGGCUGCCAGGGUACCGAGGCUCGCCUGAGCGACUGCUUCCAUCUGGGUUGGGGUCAGCACAACUGCGGUCACCACGAGGAUGCGGGCGCUCUCUGCGCAGGCCCAGAGGAGCUAGGACUACAAGUCCAGCAGGACGGUUCUGAGACCACCCGGAUGCCCACUCCUCGGCCUAGGGACGGACACCUACGUCUGGCCAGCGGAGCCCACCGAUGUGAAGGGCGAGUAGAGCUCUUCCUAGGGCAACGGUGGGGCACUGUCUGUGAUGAUGCUUGGGACCUCCGAGCAGCUGGUGUCCUGUGCCGCCAGCUGGGCUGUGGCCAGGCCCUGGCAGCUCCUGGUGAGGCCCACUUUGGCCCAGGCCGAGGCCCUAUCCUUCUGGACAAUGUCAAGUGCCGUGGAGAUGAGAGCACCCUGCUGCUCUGCUCUCACAUCCGCUGGGAUGCCCACAACUGUGACCACAGUGAGGAUGCCAGUGUCCUGUGCUGGCCAUCGUGACCCAGUUGACUUUGGAGCCCACCUCUUUCCAGGAAGCCUAAUAUGACCUGCCCCUCCUCCUCCAGGAAGCCCCCCUGUAACUUCUGC